Molecule: messenger RNA, 810 nt
Organism: Auanema sp. JU1783
Lineage: Eukaryota; Metazoa; Nematoda; Chromadorea; Rhabditida; Rhabditidae
Source: the annotation of a GenBank genome assembly
AUGUCAGGAUAUAGAGUGCGCGAAGGAGCUCUUAAGCUGAAAGGAAAGAAACAGAAAUUAUUUAAAGCAGAUCGUCCAAAAAAAGAGAAGAAGAAAGAGCAGGAGGAAGAUAAGGUUGAUCCAGAUCUUGAAGCUCACGCGGGAUGGUGGGUGAUAAACAAUGAAGUUGAUCUGAAGGGUGGAAUGAACAUAGCGAUUGAGCAAGGUGAAGGAACACGUUGUUAUUUGUCUGCCUUGGAUAACGGAAAAUUUACUGUCGGAGGACCUCAUCCGGCGGGAGAGGAACCGUUCCCUAACGAGCAGUUCGCCCUUGUACGAACGCCCGACGAAGACAAAAUCAGUCUCAAGACUGGAUACGGAAAAUAUGUUGGUGUGAAUGCUACCGGUGAAUUAGUUGCUACAGCAGAAGCCAUUGGUACCAAGGAGAGGUUUAUUCCAAUUUUCCAGGAUGGUAAAAGCGCCAUUCAAGCUGUGUUCAAUCCUUUAUUCUUAUCUAUGGAUACGGACCAGGAAGGCCAUGUAUUCGUUUGUAGUAAGCAAGCGAAAGAAUCGGAAAUGGUUACGAUUCGUACCAAUUGUGUGAGAACAGGUCCACAGGACUUCACACCUGCGGAAGAUAAGAAGGGUGCUAAAGAGUGCGAAACUGCGUAUAUAAAAAUGUAUCAGCACUCGAAAGUUGAUCUCAAGGGAAGGUGUGUAUCUGUUAAUCUCAACAACAAGAGAGGUGUCAAACGUGCUCAGGAAGAUGGAAACCUUCACGACUACUUGCUUGAGCGCCGUGUUAAGGCAAAGUCUGAUCGAUAUUGUUAA